AUGUCAGACAAAGAAAUUGUCACCGGCGGCUGCCUCUGUCGCCAAGUUCGCUACGAGGCCACCGGUGCUCCGGUGAUGAGAGUGAUAUGCCACUGCGAUAACUGUCGCAAAGUCACCGGAUCCAUCUGCAUGGCCAAUAGCUUCUAUCUCAAAUCUCAAUUUCGCAUCCUCGCCGGAGAAGAUGUUAUAAAAACCUACGACGACAACAACACCGAUUCCGGAAAUGUUUUAAAUCGGUCUUUCUGCUCGAAUUGUGGAUCUUGCCUUUUUACGACAAGCACCGUUGAUGGCGUUACUGCGGAUGCGGUGGUGCUGACUUCAGGGACGAUGGACUUUGGUGGUGGGAAAGAAGACUGGGUUCCUCAGAGAGAGUUUUAUUGUAAGGAUCGGGCCACCUGGUUGCCGCCUUUAGAGAAUACCAUCCAGUCGAGUGGUAUGUGA
Molecule: messenger RNA, 441 nt
Organism: Penicillium verhagenii
Lineage: Eukaryota; Fungi; Ascomycota; Eurotiomycetes; Eurotiales; Aspergillaceae
Product: GFA family protein
Exons: 2
Coding region: 1-441 (146 amino acids)
Molecular function (GO): carbon-sulfur lyase activity
Source: RefSeq, a predicted model, not a curated record